AUGUUCGGAACUAUCAAAGCUUCUAUUUCUCCAUAUAAAUGUGGAGGGAUAGUAAGAACAAGUAUUCGAAACAAUUCUGUCAAGUCGUAUUUUGAUUUGUUUCCAAAGACUUUCCCUCAUGGAGGUCCUCCCAAUGAAUCAUUCGAAAUUCCUGCCAGACAAUUCAGAAAAGAAUUCAGAACCUUACAAAGUGAAAACCACCCAGAUAUAUUGAUCGGCUCAUCAGCAUUAUCCAAAAAACAAGGGACUUCUGAUUUCUCAUCAUUAUUGAAUAUAGCUUAUUCUACAAUCUCCAAUCCAUAUACUAGAAUCAAUCACAUAAUUGAGAUCUAUCAUCCCCAACAUUUAGAUAUUUCCAAUGAUGAAGUUUCUAAAAAGUUGAUUGAAGAAUAUCAAUCUGAAUCACCUGAAACUUCCUUGGAGUAUAAAGAUUUAUUAAUGACAGUUUUGGAUGCCCAUGAAUCCCUUGAAUUUGCAUCCAACGAAAAUGAGUUGGAUUCAUUAUCAGAAGAAAAUGAUGAGAGGAUUGAACAAACUGAAAAAUACAUCGAUGAACUUUUAUCAUCAUCAGAAUUGGAUUGGCAUAAGAUCAUGCUCGAAGCUAUAAGAUUGAAAUAUUGGGUUAAUAUUCGUAAUGCUAUAAAAGAUUGGGAACCAGGUAAACCUGUUCAUUUAACUCAUUAG
Yamadazyma jaroonii is the source of this 684-nucleotide messenger RNA. The record is from the annotation of a GenBank genome assembly. Lineage: Eukaryota; Fungi; Ascomycota; Pichiomycetes; Serinales; Debaryomycetaceae.